This is a messenger RNA of Marchantia polymorpha subsp. ruderalis, 1004 nucleotides long. The record is from the annotation of a GenBank genome assembly. Lineage: Eukaryota; Viridiplantae; Streptophyta; Marchantiopsida; Marchantiales; Marchantiaceae.
GGCUGGAUCGGUUCCUUCUUUCCCUUUCGAUCGCAGUUGUCCGAGUGAGCUAGAUAGAUGACUGUCUAUCAUCUGUUGAACAUCACAUGUCUGACGUGAAUCGAAGAAGCGACAAGAUCUGAAAAACCGAGAUAUGUCUGCUCCUUUCGCGACAUUCAUAUCCUCUGAUGUGGAAUUGGGACCAGGUGAUGUGAUGGCUCCAGUGAGCCCGAAACUACACCUUGCAAGUCCACUUGCCGCUGGUUUUAUUGCCGUCGCAGAUAUCAGGUUGUCUUUGGAGCAGCUCUUUCUGCACAUUUUCGACGAGGUGGUUACCAACCUCAGAUGCAAAGAGCAGCCAAGUUCUCGACGGGGCAACAAAAAGUUUCUGACGAGUUGUCUGAAUUAUCUGAUUCGGAAACGGUGCUGUUUUGCUAGACCUACUGGAGUGCGGUGACUUUUACAGAUUCUGAAGUUUCUCUCCACGAGUUCCUUGUUGCAGAAGCCGUUUUGACCGUUGUGUGACAGGGUGUGAGCGGUGUGAAGUCUGACUGGAGUAAAGGUUGUCAGACAUGGAUCUCAUACAAUCAAAUGUGGAUUUGUGGAGCACCGCUAAUCCGAAUGUUUGAGCUCUCCGUAUCCUCUUUCCAGAAUGGUUGAACGAUGUACUUACUUCAUUUUGAGAAUGCAAUCCGUUUUCUGUCAAUAACGGUGUUCUGAUCAGCUGACUGAAGUUCCGGUCGGUUGAGUCACUCAUACCAAGAAGAGAGUGAAAUGUCCACAAUUCAGAUGCUGGUUAAUUUUUCUGUGGCGUGUAAUUAUUUAUGUAACUGAUUUGAGGUGAACCGGGUUGGCAGAAUUGAACUAAAGGCCUCCUCUACCCCAGCUGCUGGGGUAGAGGAGUAUGCUGGGGCCCAGCAUACAACUAAAUACUGUUGCCUCUCAUCUCUAUACACCUCGUGAAGAAUGAAAGACUUAUUAUGAUUUGAUUCACUUAUUUGGUUUCCAUAUUUGCUUAAACUUGA